Molecule: messenger RNA, 2201 nt
Organism: Cannabis sativa
Lineage: Eukaryota; Viridiplantae; Streptophyta; Magnoliopsida; Rosales; Cannabaceae
Exons: 19
Coding region: 161-1723 (520 amino acids)
Biological process (GO): translation
Cellular component (GO): translation release factor complex
Molecular function (GO): GTP binding; GTPase activity; translation release factor activity
Source: RefSeq, a predicted model, not a curated record
UUUUUUUUUUUACUAUUUAUUAUUUUGCAAAAUUUAAUAAACCCAAAAUUCUUCUUCUCUCUUCGCACGCCUCCGUUUUCUCACUCUAAUCUAUCACUUCUCUCUCUCUCUUUCUCUCUCUAAAACUUUACUGAAAACCCUAAGUUCCGAUUCAUCCUCCAUGAGCAUCCAAACCAUGGAUAUUGAGGAGGAGAUUCGGUCUUUACAACUAGACCCUGCAGACCCUGCAGAAGAUAAUGGGGUUGUUAAUCCUGAAGAACCAAAGACUGAAGAAGUUGAGGAAAGUGAUAGAAUGGAGGAAGACACAAAGGAAGAGGUCCAAACACACACUAGUGAGCCUGAGCCAAUUGAAGUUGAACAGAAAGUUCCAAUGAAAGAGAAAGAAAUUCCAACCCCAGAAGAGGAUGAAGAACAGAUGGAACUAAAUAAGAAGAGGCAUUUGAAUGUUGUCUUCAUUGGUCAUGUGGAUGCUGGUAAGUCCACAACUGGAGGCCAGAUACUUUUCCUUAGUGGUCAGGUGGACGAUCGUACUAUUCAGAAGUAUGAAAAAGAAGCCAAGGAUAAAAGCAGGGAAAGUUGGUACAUGGCUUAUAUUAUGGACACCAACGAAGAGGAGAGGGUUAAGGGGAAAACAGUUGAAGUUGGAAGGGCGCACUUCGAAACAGAGACAACAAGAUUUACAAUUUUGGAUGCACCCGGUCACAAGAGCUAUGUGCCAAAUAUGAUCAGUGGUGCAUCUCAAGCUGAUAUUGGAGUUCUUGUUAUUUCUGCCCGUAAAGGAGAAUUCGAGACGGGUUAUGAGAGAGGUGGACAGACUCGUGAGCAUGUCCAACUUGCUAAAACCUUAGGUGUAUCCAAGCUACUUGUUGUUGUUAACAAAAUGGAUGAUCCAACUGUGAACUGGGCAAAAGAAAGGUACGAUGAAAUCGAGACAAAGAUGACACCGUUUCUAAAAUCGUCUGGCUACAAUGUGAAGAAAGAUGUCCUAUUUCUACCUAUUUCUGGUCUGCUUGGCACGAACAUGAAAACUAGAUUGGAUAAGAGUGUAUGUCCGUGGUGGAAUGGUCCUUGCCUCUUUGAAGCCCUGGAUGCCAUAGAAGUUCCUCUACGAGAUCCUAAAGGCCCUUUCAGGAUGCCGAUUAUGGACAAAUUUAAAGACAUGGGAACUGUUGUAAUGGGAAAAAUAGAAUCUGGCAGUGUGCGGGAAGGUGAUUCCUUAUUGGUCAUGCCAAAUAAGGCUCAUGUUAAAGUCCUCGGUAUAUAUUGUGAUGAAGAUAAGACUAAGCGUGCAGGACCUGGUGAAAAUGUUAGGAUCAGGUUAUCAGGGAUCGACGAUGAUGACAUAUUGUCGGGAUUUGUUUUAUCAAGUGUUGCAAAACCAGUAGCAGCAACAACCGAGUUUAUUGCCCGGUUGCAAAUCCUUGAGUUACUGGACAAUGCAAUCUUCACGGCUGGAUAUAAAGCCGUUCUUCACAUCCAUUCUGUUGUUGAAGAGUGUGAAAUUGUAGAGCUGCUACAGCAAAUUGAUCCAAAGACGAAGAAACCAAUGAAGAAGAAAGUGCUUUUUGUGAAGAACGGUGCUGUUGUUCUCUGCCGAGUCCAGGUGAGCAACUUGAUAUGCAUUGAAAAGUUCUCAGACUUUCAACAACUUGGGAGGUUUACGCUUCGGUCUGAAGGGAAAACAGUUGCUGUGGGUAUAGUCAUGGACCUUAAUUCAUCUUAAAACAAUUUUGACAUAAGGAGUUACAGAAGGGGCCAAUCGAGUCGUAGUUUGGAGGGGGUUUAAACGGUGUGUAGAAGACUGUCCGACGACUCGUUGAGAACGUAUUGAUACUGUAUUUUGCAUGCUUGUAGAAGGGUGCAAUUAUUUAAUGUCGCCAGUGCUCGUUUCGCGGGCACCAUUGCUUUUGUUUACACUCAGAUGGGCUGUAGAGUUUGACCUUAUUUGUCCAUUGCUCCUAAAUUUUAUUGAGAAACAUUAGUGAUUGCUCACUUUUUUUUUUAUUUAUUUAUUUAAUGUGCUGCUUAAAGUUUGUGGUGAGAGAAAAAAUGUAAGCGUAAUUUUGAAGCAUAUUGGCUUACGUUUUUUCUUGCAUUGCAUAUCUAAAGUUUUUUAGUCCAUUUUUCUUGUUUGGUUUGGUACAUUUUAGCUUUAGAUUUUUGCUAAUUCUUUGAAUAAUAAAAGAUGGAGUUUCUAAACA